AUGUCCUCUUCGCCAGACUCCGACCACAAAGAAGCCUUCCCAUCUCCAGCUUCCAUCGCUGCCGCAGCUGAAUAUACUGAACAUCUCCAUCAUGGUAGUCUUGAAUAUGUAGCUGAAUAUGGUGGGAACGGAGCAAGUGCAACUUAUCAAGAAGCUUCUGGUGCUCCAGUGGAAGCUAAAUCACCCCUCGGAUAUGAAGUCUCUCAUUUCACAGUCAUGUUCCUUACAGUCAACAUGAUGAUUGGAACAGGUAUCUUCUCGACUCCAUCUUCCAUGCUGAAAAAUUGUGGAUCUGUUGGUCUUGCCCUCUUCUUUUGGCCGAUCGGUUUAUUUCUAACUGCAUGUGGUCAAGCGGUAUACUUUGAGCUCGCUUCUUACUUUCCAUCCAGAUCAGGAGGUGAAGCUGUUUAUCUUGAACAAGCAUAUACCAGACCCAAAUAUUUCCUUCCGGUAACUUUCGCUGUGCAAUCCGUCGUUCUAUCUUUCUCCAGUAGUAACGCCAUCGUAAUGGCCCAGUAUAUCUACAGAAUCACUGAUUCUACACCUACUGAUAUGCAAACUAAGGGAACAGCACUUGCGUGUUGGACUCUGGCUUGUUUGGUCAUUAUUCUCAGCACAAAAUGA
Molecule: messenger RNA, 624 nt
Organism: Kwoniella shivajii
Lineage: Eukaryota; Fungi; Basidiomycota; Tremellomycetes; Tremellales; Cryptococcaceae
Exons: 4
Coding region: 1-624 (207 amino acids)
Biological process (GO): amino acid transmembrane transport
Cellular component (GO): membrane
Molecular function (GO): L-amino acid transmembrane transporter activity
Source: RefSeq, a predicted model, not a curated record